This is a messenger RNA of Salarias fasciatus (jewelled blenny), 1573 nucleotides long. Its product is annotated as ras association domain-containing protein 8-like. Lineage: Eukaryota; Metazoa; Chordata; Actinopteri; Blenniiformes; Blenniidae. The coding region runs from base 156 to 1319 and encodes 387 amino acids. The transcript has 5 exons. Gene Ontology annotation, biological process: signal transduction. The record is from RefSeq and is a predicted model, not a curated record.
UUCCUCCUCCCUGACUGAACUGUGUUGGUUUGUGAGUGUUUGGGUCACAGCAGUAAGCCGCCCACCAACCUGACAACGCCACAUGGAGAGAGAGCUGUCAGUGGACCAGAGGGAAGUUUGAACAAGAGGGUCACAGUUGCCACUGAGUGUGGGACAUGGAGCUGAAGGUGUGGGUAGAUGGUGUUGUCAGAGUGGUUUCUGGUCUUUCUCUGAACACUUCCUGUCAGGAUGUGGUCAUUGCUCUUGCACAGUCCAUAGGUCAGACUGGUCGUUAUAUCCUGAUCUUGAAGUUACGGGGAAAUGAGAGACACUUGGUUGCUGAGGACUGUCCACUGCAGCACCUGGCUCAGCUGGGGCAGCUGGCUGCAGAUGUCCAGUUUGUUCUGAGGAGGACCGGCCCCAGCCUUAGCGCAAGCCAAGAGGCCAUCGCUGCAUCGAGAAACAAUGAGAAACAUCUUCCCCUGGCCCGACCGGCAGAGCCAGAGACCCUCAAACGCAACGAGCCCCAGAAAGCUUUUACCUUCAAUCUGGGUCCAUCAACGAUUCCCAAAAGGACUAAACCAAACACGGCCUGGUCUCAGUCGUCCAGAGCUUCACCUGAACCUCGCGCUUCACCUGUGAAUUUCCUGGAGCCUCACAACUCUUCCAAAGAAGAGGUUUUCAGGCAUAUUCUUCAACAACAGAGGAAGCUGCAAGACCUGGAGAUUCAGCUUGAAGCUCUGGAGAAGGAGACGGAGUUUUGGGAGCGAGAGGUGUCGUCUUCAGCAACUCCUGAUCUGAGCCUCACCAAAGAGCUGGAUGAGCUGGAGCUGCGGUCGAGGGAGAAUGAGGCAGAGCUGAUGUACAGUGAACACUGGGAGCAGGAUUUACAAGAAGAGUUGGAAAGAGAACAAGAAAUGCAGAGGCGCCUAAACCAAAUACACUCAUCGAUAAAUGAUCAAACUUACGAGAUCAGAGCAAUGCAAACACGCUCUGUACAUCUAGAACAGGACAUCAAAACUAGAAUCCAGAGGCAGAUCUCUGAGGCAGCCAGUCAGCAGGACGACGAGACCCUGAGACCCCUGAAGCAGGAACUCCUCAAUCGCCUGCAGUUCGGAGAAGAACUGGACUCAGCGCUGUGGGAGACACAGAGGGAGCUUCAAGCUGCAGACGAAAGGGUAAAGGGCAGAUCUGAGACCAUUGAGGAGCUGAAUAAGGAGCUGAGACAGUGCAAACUGCAGCACUUCAUCCAGCAAACAGGCAUAACUCCACACACAGACCAGACAAACCCGCCUCCGGUCGACAACGUCUACAUCCGAAACUCGGGGAUUAUGGAAUAAAACCUGUGGGACUCAUAACUGUAUGUCUGCAGAUUGUUUUGUAAUGAAUUCAUCUGUUGGAUAUAACUAUCAUCUCAGAGCAAACAGUGUAAUUUAUAUGGUGGAAAGUCAUUCACAAACAUUGUUUUCAUUUAUUUUAAAAGUAUGGCACAACUGUCACAUGAAUAGAAUGGGAAAACAGUUUGUACCCCCCCCCCAAAAAAAAAAAAAAUGGAUGAGAGAAACUAUUCAAUAUAAUUGUUGAAUUAACAAGA